GUUGUGACAGCUUUUCACCAAGCGUUCGCGAGUCAAAGUCGUAACACAAAAUUCUGUAAUUCCUCUUGAAAUUGCACGGAAAAUUGGCCUCAGAAACGGAAAGUUGCUUGACCAGUAGUUGCUCAACUGCUUCACGAUGGACGUUUUUCUCAUGAUUCGUCGCAAAAAGUCGACAAUUUUCACGGAUGCCAAGGACACAACCAGCGUACUCGAGCUCAAACGGAUGAUUGAAGGUAUCUUGAAAGUGUCACCCCGCGAUCAGCGACUCUUCAGCAAGGAUAAUCAACAAAUGGAGGACGAAAAGUUGUUGCAGGACUACGGAAUCACGAUGAUGACGGCACGCGCACAGAGUCCCAUCCAAAUUGGGUUGGCGAUUCGCGUUGACGGCGAAUUUGAGCCGUUGGAGUUGACGCCAUACUCGUCGCCGCCCGACUUGCCCGACGUCAUGAAGAACCAGGAAACGACAAAUGGCACGGAACAAGUGGCUUAAGGGACGACGAACAAACAUUUUUACGCUACUUUUUACUUUUAUUCAAACGGGAUGCAGAUACGUCACACACCUCUUUAAAAAAUAUAAAUAAAUAAUUUAAUAUUUGUGGAAAAAAAAAACAAAAAUUAUUAAAAUGUCGAAUUUUUUAAUAUUUCGACCAAGAAUUCAAGUUUUGAAUUGUCACCAAAUCUCAUAAAUUUUUUUUUUGUUUUAUUAAAAUUAUUUCCAUGGGAAAUUUUCGGGAAGAGGUUUUUUUCUCUCUGAUUUAAAUACUUAAAAAAUUAAAAAUCACACAGAAAAAUAGCAUUUUUUAUAUUUUAUUUAAUUUAACAAAGAAGAAGAAUAAAUAAAAUGAAAAGAAAAUUAUUUAAAAAAAAGACUAAAAUUCAAAUUAAUUUUUUUUCUGCUCUAAAAUUAUUUUUUUUUGCU
Messenger RNA from Culicoides brevitarsis, 919 nucleotides. RefSeq names its product elongin-B (gene EloB). Gene Ontology annotation, cellular component: VCB complex; elongin complex. Gene Ontology annotation, molecular function: protein binding. The record is from RefSeq and is a predicted model, not a curated record. The coding region runs from base 137 to 490 and encodes 117 amino acids. Lineage: Eukaryota; Metazoa; Arthropoda; Insecta; Diptera; Ceratopogonidae. The transcript has 3 exons. Gene Ontology annotation, biological process: transcription elongation by RNA polymerase II.